AUGAGGAACUGCCGGGACGACAGGCUCUCCCAUGUGGAUGACGGGACCGAGAGACCGCUGAGGGCUGAAACUGACGACCCUGGUAAAAAGGAUGAAAAAUUGGAAGCGAGAAUUGAGAAUCUUAUCAAAAGACAAUGGGAAAAUCUAAGGCCCGAAGAAAAGAGUCAAAGUGGUGGAAGCACUGAAAAUAGCACUGCUAAAGAAGUUGCUGAAUCCAUAAAACUGGAGAUGCUUAACAGAGGACCAUCAGUUAAAAGAGACUACAAAUUAGAUAGUAACACUAGAUUUGAACACUUCUAUCACUAUUUGAAGUCAGAAGUGAGAUCUCACAAACUCCUGCAUGUCUUCGAUAGUAACAUAAAAUUCAGUGGAGAUCAAAAGACUUUGGAUGACCAUAUAUUUCAGGAAGAAGCAUCAAGGAAACAGUCAGGGAAGGGGAGCAUUGAGGUGAGAGCUGCGAAACUCACCGGAUUUAAGGAGAGAUGUUUUGAGUGCGGGGACUAUGAGCACCUCGGCCGAAAGUGCCCCGGCAAUGGUAAGGGCAAACUAUGUUACAGUUGGAAAGGCUACGGACACAUAAUUAAAGAUUGCCCAAACUCAGAUGAGACAAACAACAAGCCAAAAGUUAACAUGUGGAUUUGGGAAUGGUGUCCAGCCAAUAGAAAAGUAGAGAAAAGUACAACUAGACGAGUUAUAGACAAUAUGGUAGGUAGUGAAAUAAAGGUGAAAAGGCACAUGACGCGAAAUGUCGCAGCCAAACAGAAUGAAGUUUCGGCGAUGGAAACUCCAACUGAGAGUAACGAACGGAUUGAAGAAGGGUCUACAGAGGUGAGAAAUAAUGAGCAAUCCGAAGUCGGGCGAGAUGAAAAACCGGAUAGUAAAGAAACCCUUAAGCCGAUUCAAAAUCAAUUCGAACAAUCCAAUUUUGAUUAUUCUAUUUGGGAUAGAAAGAUUGGUAAGGUAGACGAGGCACAAAUAGAUGAGAGCGGUGAGGUUUUUGAUCUGUUUGGAGUCGUGAAAAAUAAAAUUCAGGGUAAUAGUCAAGGCAUGCUGUGGUAUGCUAGACUGCCAUUUCCUAAGGUGAGAAGUCGAGCAACAGAGCCGUUGCAGAUAAUACACUCUGAUAUAAUGGAACCAAUAUCUCCGAGUUCAUAUCCAAAGAGAUACAGGUACAUAUCUGUGUUCAUAGACGAUAAAUCGACAUUUGCAAUGGCAUACCCGAUGAAGGCUAAAAGUGAAACGGGGCACUGCAUUGAAAUGUUUGUUAGAAGUGACAGAAAUCUGUUAGGUUACGAUGGGAAGGUAUGCUACCUUAGGUCACAUCAAGCAAGUCCUGAUACACCAGAACACAAUGGAGUCGCUGAACAAUACAACCAGACAAUCCAGAAAAACAUGCGUGCUUACAUGUUCGACGCGAAAUUGCCGGAGAAUAUGUGGGAUCUGGCUCUGUUUGCCGCUGCAUAUACAUUCAAUCAAACUCCUCAUAAAUCUAAUGAGAUGAGAACUCCACUGAAAGAGUUUGUGCCGGGACAUAACUUUGAUGUGAAUCAGAUUAAGAGAUUCGAAAGCCUCGCGUACAUGAAAGUACAGAGAAAGGUAGGACCGAAAUUCAGGACAGAAAGUGCGAGAGGUAAUAGGUACAAGAAAGGUGACAUUAAGAACGUCCCAGAAGUUCAAGAAGUGACAAACAAUGACAAAUGGUUUGUAGAAUUUGAAAAACACGUUAACGAUUUGAAUGAAACGUCCAAAUCGGAGGGAGAGACGAAGAAAAAGAGGGGCAGACCAAGGAAGGAAACCCCAAGUCUUAAGGUAUAUGAGAAUGGACUGAAUCUGGACGAGUCUACUGAUGAGGUCUACGAUGCUCUUCUUGCCAGUAUUAAUUCAGAUCCCAUUAACUAUAAAGACGCGAUGCAAAGAAAAGAUCAGAGCAGUUGGACACUGGCAGUAGACGAAGAGCUUAAAUCGAUGAGUAAAAAUAAAGUGUGGAAAACUGUAGAACGACCGAUUAGUAAUCAAAAUGGACAGAAGGCUAACAUAAUUGUCUCUAGUUGGGUAUUUAAACGCAAGAUAGAAGCGAACGACGUGAAAACGGCAUUCCUCAAUGGUGAGAUAGAUGAGGAAAUCUACAUGGAGAUCCCAGAGAGGACUCAUCACUCAGAUCAGAAGCGAGAGACCAAGGUGUGCAAAUUAGAGAAAUCUCUCUAUGGACUUCGAAUAAGUCUAAAACGGUGGAAUGAGAAAUUCACUAAAGUGGCACUGGGUGUGGGCCUCGUGAACUCGAGCCGUGUCUGUUUACUUGGAGCAGUGAGGAAAAAAUUCUAA
This is a messenger RNA of Diachasma alloeum, 2322 nucleotides long. RefSeq lists its product as uncharacterized. NCBI's taxonomy places the organism in Eukaryota, Metazoa, Arthropoda, Insecta, Hymenoptera, Braconidae. The transcript is spliced from 9 exons. Gene Ontology annotation, molecular function: zinc ion binding; nucleic acid binding. The coding region runs from base 1 to 2322 and encodes 773 amino acids. Gene Ontology annotation, biological process: DNA integration. The record is from RefSeq and is a predicted model, not a curated record.